AUGGACAAGGUCUUGGACGAAAGCACCGCCCUCGACCCUGUCCUAAUCGUUCAAGAUCCAGGACAAUAUGACAAACUCGCGGCGGCUCUGUCGUCCAAACUCAAGAAGAUCCCAGCAGAGGACCUAGCAGCGACGCAGGACAUUCUUACUACUGUUUCGCCAACUGCUCAUACGAUUGUCUACCUGUACGCUUUGUUGGCAACCAUUGAAGCCUCCUCUGGCACUGGGAAAGUUGCUCCUCGAGAAAUACCACCUGCCGUUCUUCCAGAAGGACUGUUAUGGCCUCAUAUUCUUCGCAUAUUGCUUGAGUUUGAUCCAAUCCAGGUGCGGUAUUGCGGAGCCCAGUUGCUACGCCUGGUCGAUUACGUUGCCUCGGGUGCAGAACAAACCUCAAACUACAUACCUGCCAUACAACUCCUCCAUCAUGUCAUCCUCAGGCUCGACAGUACAUCGUCCACUCUCACUUCCACCCAUCGUUCCUUUGUCCGCCUUUGUCUGCUCUCCCAGGCAUACAUGGAAGCCAUUGAUAUUCUGGACAGACCAAUCUAUCACAUCCCAACGUCCCUAGUCGAUCAGCGCACAUAUAAAUCCCUCUGCACUAGCUCUGACCCAACUUGGACAUACCUGAACUCGGCCACUGGCCUAACACACCCACUCUCGAGUCGAAGUUAUCUUGAGUACUAUCUCUUGGGGGGGAUGUGCUACAUGGCUGUGAAGCGUUACAAGGAUGCCUUAUUUUUUCUGGAGGUAGUGAUCACGGCCCCGGUAGUCCAAAAUAUUGCAAGCUCAGUCAUGGUUGAGGCAUACAAGAAAUGGCUACUUGUCGGUCUCUUAUUGACAGGUGUCGCGCCCACAAUACCACAAAGCGCAAGUCAAUCCGCCAUGAAGCAUAUCCGGGCGGUAGCCAAGCCGUAUGAGUGCAUUGCCGACGCCUUCAAAAGCGGCCAUGCUGAGAAGUUACGCGCGGAAAUUGAGGCGGGCGACAAUAUCUGGCAAGACGAAUGCAACUACGGCCUCAUCGUCGAAGUCUUCCAGGCUUUCCGGAAGUUCUCGGUUCUAAGACUCGGCAGCACGUUUGUUGCACUCUCUGUCGCCGAAGUUGCCAAAAGAACAUCACCCGAGCCGACAAACUUGGACGAGACGAGAUCCUAUCUCCAAAAUCUGAUAGCCAGUGGCGAGAUCAAAGCAGAAAUCUCAGACCCUGACGGCAACAAAGACCAGAUUUUGCGGUUCCAUCCUGGUCUAGCUUCGUCCAAGUCUGAAAUGGAAGUGGAGGCCAACUUGGCUGCCCAGACGCGGCAGCUGCAAAGCCUGCUCGGCCAUGUUCAGGAUGCUGAGCAUCGAAUGGAGGUUACGAAAGAAUACAUUGAAUAUCUGAAGAAGCUGAAGAAGGUAAAAGAUGAAGAGAAGAAGAACAGCGGACCCGGAAAUGGACGGACGGCGACCGCGGACGACAUUGAUGAGGACAUGAUGGAAGAAUAUUAG
Molecule: messenger RNA, 1485 nt
Organism: Capronia epimyces CBS 606.96
Lineage: Eukaryota; Fungi; Ascomycota; Eurotiomycetes; Chaetothyriales; Herpotrichiellaceae
Exons: 2
Coding region: 1-1485 (494 amino acids)
Biological process (GO): ubiquitin-dependent protein catabolic process
Cellular component (GO): COP9 signalosome
Source: RefSeq, a predicted model, not a curated record